AUAAAUAUAAUAAACCAAUAUAUAUCACCACCAGCGUUUUGCUUUCUUAGAUUCUUAAGAGUGUUUGUGAGAAUGGGUCACACAACCUUGGAAGUUGGAGCUGAUGGGGUUGGCAUCAUCACCAUCAUCAAUCCCCCUGUUAAUUCUCUCUCCUUUGAUGUGUUGAGCAGUUUAAAGGAGAAUUUUGAUCAGGCUUUACACAGAGAUGAUGUCAAGGCAAUUGUUGUUACAGGUGCAAAGGGCAAAUUUUCUGGUGGUUUUGAUAUUGCUGGUUUUAGUAGAAUUCAAGCGGGAAAAGAGAUUUCAAACCCGAGUUUGCUAUCAGUUGAAAUCAUCACUGACACUGUGGAAGCGGCAAAGAAACCUACAGUUGCUGCCAUCGAUGGUCUUGCCCUGGGUGGGGGGUUAGAGCUUGCAAUGGCAUGCACGACUCGGUUAUCAACCCCAACUGCUCAACUAGGUUUGCCCGAACUUCAGCUGGGGUUAAUUCCCGGGUUUGGAGGGACGCAACGACUACCUCGUCUUGUUGGCCUGGCAAAGGCCCUUGAGAUGAUGCUGACCUCAAAGGCAGUUAAGGGGGAGGAAGCUUGUAGUUUGGGGCUUGUAGAUGCUGUAGUAUCACCUGAUCAGUUGGUGAACACUGCACGGCAAUGGGCUCUGGAUAUCUUGGAACGCCGACGACCAUGGCUUUGUAGUCUUUACAGGACUGACAAAAUAGAACCCCUUGGGGAAGCAAGAGAGAUAUUGAAGUUUGCAAGAGAUCAGGCACGAAAGCGGGCACCUAAUCUGACUCACCCUUUGGUUUGCAUUGAUGCGAUCGAGACAGGAAUAGUUUCUGGUCCUCGUGCAGGACUCUAUAAGGAAGCUGAAGUCUUUGAAGGGCUGGUUACUUCAGAUACUUGCAAGAGCUUGGUUCACGUAUUUUUCUCUCAACGAGGAACAUCUAAGGUACCCGGGGUUACCGAUCGCGGGUUAAAACCAAGAGCAGUAAAAAGGGUUGCAAUUCUUGGUGGAGGACUGAUGGGCUCCGGAAUAGCAACAGCCUUAAUUCUUAGUGGCUAUCCUGUUCUCUUGAAAGAAGUAAAUCAGAAGUUCUUGGAUGCUGGUCUUAAUAGGGUUAAAGCAAAUUUACAAAGCCGUGUCAAGAAAGGGAAAAUGACUCGGGCAAAAUUUGAAAAAACCUUGUCUCUUCUCAAAGGUACCCUUGACUAUGAAAACUUCAAAGAUGUGGAUCUGGUGAUUGAGGCUGUUAUUGAGAAGGUUGACUUAAAGCAACAGAUCUUUGCUGACCUUGAAAAGUUUUGUCCACCUCAUUGCAUACUUGCAAGCAACACUUCCACAAUUGACUUAAACCUGAUCGGAAACAGGACCAAGUCUCAAGACCGGAUUGUUGGGGCCCAUUUCUUCAGCCCAGCACAUAUUAUGCCUCUUCUGGAAAUUGUACGUACCGAGCAUACAUCUGCCCAAAUAAUAGUUGAUUUGCUAGAUGUUGGAAGGAAGAUAAAAAAAACUCCAGUGGUGGUCGGAAACUGUACUGGAUUUGCUGUUAAUAGGAUGUUCUUCCCAUACACUCAAGCAGCUUUCUUGCUUGUUGAUCAUGGUGUAGAUGUUUACCAAAUUGACAAGGCAAUAACCAAAUUCGGAAUGCCGAUGGGGCCUUUCAGAUUGGUUGACCUCGUUGGUUUUGGAGUGGGGGUUGCAACUGCCAUGCAAUUUAUUGAGAAUUUUCCUGAGAGAACUUAUAAAUCGAUGCUUCUUCCACUUAUGAUAGAGGAUAAGAGAGCAGGUGAAACUACUGGCAAAGGAUUUUAUUUGUAUGAUGAUAGGCGCAAGGCUAGACCUGAUCCGGAAUUGAAAAAUUAUGUUGAGAAAUCUAGGAGCAUUACUGGUGUCACUGUUGAUCCCAAGCUCGCAAAAUUACCUGAAAAAGACAUCAUAGAGAUGACCUUCUUUCCUGUGGUGAAUGAGGCUUGCCGGGUCCUUGACGAAGGUAUCGCAGUCAAAGCAUCAGAUCUUGAUAUUUCGUCUGUGAUGGGCAUGGGUUUUCCACCUUACAGGGGUGGUAUCAUGUUUUGGGCUGACUCUCUUGGAUCCAAAUAUAUAUACACAAGAUUGGAGGAGUGGUCAAAAUUGUAUGGAGAAUUCUUCAAGCCUUGUCCCUACUUGGCUGCAAGAGCUGCCAAGGGGAUCCCUCUGAGUGACUCAGUGGAGCAAGGAAAGUCACGGUUAUAAGAUUGAAUAGACCAAUGCAUGUUCAGUUAUUAUAGUUUCUGUUCAAUUAUGUAGGAUUAUUGAAUACUCAAAUGAAAUGUGAUAUUAGUUUGUAGAAACAUAUAUAUAUCAUAAUGGCAACCCUUCUAUAUAGUUAGUUGCUGCAAUCAACUUCUUGUGUUAAGAUA
Molecule: messenger RNA, 2399 nt
Organism: Arachis stenosperma
Lineage: Eukaryota; Viridiplantae; Streptophyta; Magnoliopsida; Fabales; Fabaceae
Product: glyoxysomal fatty acid beta-oxidation multifunctional protein MFP-a-like
Exons: 17
Coding region: 73-2232 (719 amino acids)
Biological process (GO): fatty acid beta-oxidation
Cellular component (GO): peroxisome
Molecular function (GO): (3S)-3-hydroxyacyl-CoA dehydrogenase (NAD+) activity; NAD+ binding
Source: RefSeq, a predicted model, not a curated record